GUGAAAGUGUGUGUGUCUGUAUGUUUGAGUGUGUUUGAGAGGAGCCAAAGGGAAAGGAGAGACAGAGUGGGCACUACAGGGUGAGGAAGACAGAGACGAAGAAGGACUAAAAGAGAGAGAGAGUGAGAGAUUUUUGUGAGAUCUCUGCUUAGGCCUCCCACCCGCACCCCUCACAACCUCCAGGAUGUUUAAGAAAAAGGAGAGUACGCUCCCGAGCAAGACCAACAACAACCAGGCCAGCAGCCUGGCUGUGUUGGUCUCCCACAUGCAAAAGAAUGCCGACCAGGUGGAGAAAGACAUCCUCCGGUCUGAGGAGCUGCUGGUUGUGGAUGCUGAGAAUGACAGGAAAGAGCUGCCCUUCAAGCAUCAGACUGAGAUAUCAGACAAGCUGGGCGAGGCUGAAGGCCUCCUGAAGGACCUUUUCCUGGACGUCGACAAAGCCAAGAAGCUCAAUCACCCACAGGCCAAAGAGAUAGAGAGCGAUGUCACCCGACUCCAUGAGCGCUGGUUGAAGGACUGCGCCUUCUACCGAGACAUCUACGAGCAGAUUGAUGACGUGUCGCUGAUGCCCAUAAUCGACUGGGGGCCUGUCUUAAACCAGAAGCAAAAACAGGUGAAUGUGGAGGAGUACGGCCCCACCAUGGCAGAGCUGGAGAAGCAGGUUGCUGCUCACAACAUCCUGCACAAAGAGGUCGAGGCCUACAACUCGCAGCUCUGCAUCAGUUCCGCAGGCAGCAAGGAGAAAUAUACAGCCCUGAAGAAACAGUACAACAAUCUACUGGACAACUCCAAGUGGCGUCGCCACUACCUGAACAGUCUGUACGAAUACAUGCAGGGCUGCAAUAAAGAACUGGCCUUCCUGGGAGAAGAACAAGAUAAGAUCAAAAAGCAGGACUGGAGUGACCGCAUGGUGGACCCGCCUGACGUCCGCAGGCAGUAUGAGAACUUCAAGAACAACAGCCUGCUGUCCCACGAGAGCGAAGUGAACAAACUCCAGGAUGAAGGAGACAAACUCAUUGAAUUGAAACACCCUGCCAAAGCCACAAUCCAGGCUCAGAAAGAUGCCGUACGAAACGAGUGGCAGAAAUUCCUCAAUCUCUGCAUUUGUCAAGAGACACACCUGGACAAUGUGGAGGAGUAUAAAAGGUAUCAAUUGGAGACUGAGCAACUGUCAGAGACUCUGACCAAACUCAACAACAGCCUGGACCCCAAGUCCAUCAGCAAGAAGAGCAACUCAGAGAUGCUGAUGCAGCUCGAGGCAGAGGAGAAGGCUGUACAGAACAGUGAACAGCUGCUGGCAGACCUGAGGAGACGCAGCACCACCAUCGCUCCUCUGAAGCUGCGACGCAACACCCCCAACCGACCCAUCACAGUGGAGUCCCUGUGUGACUGGGAGACAGAUAAGGCUUCUCUGUCAAGAGGGGACAAGUUCACCCUGAAAUCUAACUCAGACAUCAAGAACUGGGACGUUAUCUCCACUGAUGGGGCAACAAAAACAAUCCCAGGAGUUUGCUUCCAGAUCUCACCACCUGAUCCAGAGGCCAUUGACAAAGUGGACCUGUUGGGUAGUGAACUGACAGACAUCAAGAAGAGAAGAGCUGCUCUGGUGGCCUCCCUGAAGAACAAAUCAGACAUCUCCAGGUCCCAACAAUCAGUCCCAGUGUCUUCUGCCCCUCUGGACCCCAAAGUGGCAGCCUUGGCUCAGCAGCUGGACAAGCUAGACAAUGAACUGACCAGCGCUGAGGAGAGCAUGAUGAGCCGCCUGCGAGCCCCACUGAGCCACAGCGACCCGGCCGGAGAUCUGGCCAAAAGGCUGAGGGAACAGGAGCAAUCUGCCAAGGCUCUGAAGGCUCUGGAGCAGCAGAAGCUGGCAGCUCAGGCUAACCUGCAGCCCCUGCUGUCCCAAGAUCCCAACGGUACUUCUUCUGCACUGCCACUCAAACUGAGUGCUGCCAACAACAAGCACAACAGCAUCACAGCACUUGCUGACCUCUACACCAAAAAAGCAAAUGCAUCUCUCAACCUGGAGGGUCAGAUUAAGAAGGUGGAUGGCCUUGUCUCUGGGUUUGAGAAGAAUCUGAGUAAAGAUGGUCCAGUCCCUGACGUGCCAAAUGCUAUCCAAGCCCGCACUGAGGACAUUCAGUACCAGCGUAAGUCUGUGGCAGUGGCUCAGGACGACAUGAAGAAGCUGAAUCAGGAUCUGGAGACCACAGAGCAGCUGUGCAGCUCUCUGCAGCAGGGCUAUCAGGAAUACUGCCCUGACAUCCAGCGCCAGAGAACAGAGGUCAAGCAGCUGCAGACCCGCUACACAAACGUGGCCAAUCAGCUGAAUGAGAGAGAAAACAUCUUACAAGAAGCUGCAAUCAAGAACCAGGAGUUCCAGAGCACACACAAAUCCCUGAACUCCUUCCUGGACAACCUGCCUACAACCCAGAUUAACUACAAUGAUGAUCUAUCUCAGAUCGCUGCUAAGCAGAGCUCCCAAGAGAGGGUGAUGAAUGACCUGAAGAGGAAGGGAGUUGACAUAGAAAGAGUGUCUGACCUGUCUCAAGACCUGCAGAAUCUACUGAAUGAAUACGAAAUCAAUGUUGACAAAUACAACAGUACACUUGAGGAUGCUGGAGCCACUGUUGCAAAGAAACCCCAUGUGCUCACACUGGCUGAUGCUGUUCAGAAAGGGGAAAAGGAUCUGGUCAACCGUUACACUGAAGUAACAGCUGAAAACACCCAACGACAAAAACAGAUGGGCUUGGCUAAGAAUCUCAUUUCACAAAAUGAAGAAAAAGUCCAUGUGGUGGCAAAGCAACAAGUGCAGCUUGAAAGCCAGCAAAAGAGUACUUUUGAGCUAAACAGUCUGUUCAAAGAGCUGGAGGAAGAGAAGGCAAGGGCAACUCAUGCUGAGACAGACCUGAGAACCUUUAAAGAGAGGAUGAUAUCGUUGAAGAGUCGCCGAGGAGUGGAGCGCCUUGAGGAGAAAGAGGUACUGCAGUACUACCGUGACCCAAAACUUGAAAGUGAUUUGGCUGAUCUGCAGAACACACUGCAUGAAGAGGGCCUGAGACGUAGAACCACCCAGACUGAGGUUGAAGUGUUUAACAAGAAAAUCACCAUCCUGGAGGAAACCCUCAAAAACACUCUACCCAAACUAGUGACCAGAGAGGUGACAGAGUUUGAGAGAGAUCCUCAGCUGGAUGUAGAGGCUGCUAAAAUGAGAGACGAAAUAGCAAGGAUGAGAAAUGAAAUUCGAGUGAGAGAUGGGGAGCAUGUUCAGAUGAAGACAGAAGUCACGAUUCUCCAGCAGAAGAGACCAACCAUCAAAGAGAGGGUGGUUAAGAAGGAAGUGGUGAAAGUGGAACAGAACCCAGAGAUGUUGAGAGCAGUGAGAACAUUUGAGACAGAAAUUUCUGAUGAGAAAAACAAGAGCAAGCUCAUCAACGAUGAAAUCUUCCAGACAAGAAGCCAGAUUAAUGCACUUGAGAGACUGAUUCCUAACAUCCAGCCUAAGGUCAUCACUAAGGAAGUGAAAAAGAUUGAACAAGACCCUGACCUCAUCACUGAAUCUAAGAGGAUUCGAACAACCAUGGAGGAAGAGAGGAUUGAAAACAACUCUUUGUCCAAAGAGCUGAUGGAGCUCCACAGCCGCUAUCGAGAAGUUCAAAACUGGAGACCAAAAGUCGAGGUGAAGGAAAUUGUUAAUGAGAUCUACCGGAUAGACCCGAACACAGAGGUGGAGAUAAUGCGUCUCAGGAAAGACAUACAAGACUCCAGCAAGCAGCGCUCUGAUCUGGAGAGGGAGAUCACCCAGGUCAAGUCUAAUCUGAAUAUCCUUCAUUCUGAGAAGCCCAAGGUGGAGAUGAAGGAAGUUCUCCAAGAGGUGGUUAAGGAGGAAAGAAGCCCUGAAAAUGAGAGAGAGAUAAAGAGGCUAAAUGAUCAGGUGAACCAUUUACACACCUCUUACAAUUCCAUCCAGGACCAGGUGAGACUACUCAGGAAAGAGAGAGAUGAAUUGAAGACUGAAAAGUCCAAGGUAGAGACCAAACUCGUCACCAAAGAAGUCAUCAAGUAUGAAUCUGAUCCUCUGCUGGAGAAAGAAGCUGACCGAUUGAGAAAAGAUGUGCGGGAGGAGGCACAGCUGCGGCGCAGCAUUGAAGAGAUGGUGUUUGAUCUGCAAAACAAAUACAUCCUGUUGGAGAGACAGAAGCCUGAGGAGAAAGUGGUUGUGCAGGAGGUUCUGCGUUUACAGAAGGACCCAAGGCAGUUAGUCGAGCAUGAGAGGCUCAGCAGGAACCUGGAUGAAGAAGCAAAGACCCGGCGUCAGCUAGAGCUAGAGUUGCAGCAGCUAAGAUCAAAGGUGGAAGAUAAAGAAAGGAUCCUCAGAGAGAGUGAUGAGCAUCAAAAGAGGAUUCAAGCCGAGUCUGAACUCAGAGAGAUUCGACUGCGCAUCACACAGCUGGAAAAUGCCCCACCCCCUGUUGAUGAAAGUAUUGUUGUCGAGGAGGUACUGAAGGUUGAAAGAGACCCAAAACUGGAGAGGCUGACAAACUGUGUUCGGUCAGACAUGGACCAGGAAACCAGCAAUAUCCUGCGUAUCCAGAGAGACAUCCGUACCGUCACUCUAAAGCUUGAAAUCCUGCAGAGGGAAAAGUCUGGUGAGAAGACGGUGUACAAAGAGGUUGUCCGUGUUGAGAAAGAUCAGGCUGUCCAAGCAGAGAGGGAUCGCCUGAGGGAACAGGUGUCUCAGCAUAAAUUUACCAGACAGAACCUGGAAGAUGAAAUCAGAUGUCUCAAUGAUAAAAUCAACCUUCUGAUGAGCAGCAAGUCCAGCUCUUCAAGAGAGGAGACUACCCUCAUUUUGAACAGAGAUGCCUUACAGAGGGAGAGGGACAACCUCACUCGGGAGCUCAGGACACUGGAGGCCAAGAGACAUGACAUCAGCCUGUCUUUCCAGCAGCAGAGCAGGCUAGUGAGUGAGAGAACGCAGAUGAGCAAGCACAGGAGUAUUAAGAUGGAGUCUGACACCCAGCGUCUGGAGAGGGAGAUCCUGGAUGAAAAAGACAAAAUCCAUCUACGAGACAGCACCAUCCGGGAGCUUCUGCUGAACCUGCAGAAAGAAGAGCAUGCAGAGACAAGGACCAAAGAAACCAAUGUUUCCACCAAAAUCACCAUUCUGGAUCCAGAUACAGGCAAAGACAUGUCUCCUUAUGAUGCCUUCCUGCAGGGCCUGAUUGAUCGACAACAGUACAUUCAUCUGCAGGAACUGGAGUGUGACUGGGAGGAGAUUACUUCCUUGGGACCUGAUGGGGAGACAUCUCUACUGCAGGAUCGCAAGAGUGGAAAGCAGUACUCCAUCAAAGAUGCCCUGAAGGAAGGCAGGCUGACAGAGUAUCAUCUACAACAGUACAAACAAGGCAAGAUUCCCAUAUCAGAGUUUGCCUUGCUGGUUGCGGGUGACAAUAAGAAGCAACCCCAGUUCAGCUCAAUCGUCCCAAAGUCCACCACAACAGUGAAAUCAGCCCCCUCAGACCUCUCCACUGCUACAGAAAUCUACCCAGUUGCUGGAAUAAUGGAUACAAGCACUGACACCUGCUUUACAAUACGUAGCGCCACCAUGCGUAAACUGAUCGACCCAACCACUGCCCAAAAACUUCUGGAGGCUCAGGCGUCGACAGGCGGCAUCAUUGACAUCAACAACAAAGAGAGAUACACAGUUCACAAGGCAGCAAACAAAGGCCUCAUUGAGGACAGCCAACUCCAGAGGCUACUCAAUGCACAAAAGGCCUUCACUGGUGUUGAAGACCCCAUGACCAAAGAGUGUUUGUCUGUGGGAGAAGCUGUUCAGAAAGGCUGGAUGCCGAAGGAAACUGCCAUUCACUACAUGGAGGCACAGCACCUGACCGGAGGGCUGGUCAAUCCAAACACUGGCCGCAGAGUAAGCAUCUUGGAUGCCAUUGGGUCCAAAAUGAUUGACACCACAAUGAUGAGGGAGCUGCAGGCCGAGACAACCUACAUCAAGGAUAUUGUAGACCCAAUCACAAAGGAGAAGAUCAGCUACAAACAAGCUCUGGAUCGCUGCAAGAAAGACCCAUUGUCAGGCUUACCAAUGCUGCCUGUCUCCUCCAAAGAGUCUGGUUACACUCCAGCAUACAACUCUACUAGAUAUGCAAGAUUCUAGAUAUGUUUACAACAUACUUGUAGUUAUCCAUCUGUUUGUCUGUGGAGUGAUAUGGUAAAAAGAUUUACUAUUAGAUUAUGGGAAAUCCAUAUGAAAUUCUUACAUUAAUUGCAAUGUACAUUUUGACUCAGGAAAAGUCUUCUACUGCAAAGCUGUUUGUCUAGCCAUAGCCAAAAUUAUUGCUGCUGAGUUGCCUUUGUUUACCAAGCAUGUCUGAUGUGGGCAGAUGUUUUUUUGAUUUAAUUUAAAAACAGAGAAUAUAAAUGCAGUUUAUCUUUGAUAUUAUUGUGUUAUUAGGGAUACUGGGACAUGGUGAAAUGCUAUUUACCAGGAUUGAUUUGAUUCUGUAUUACUCAUGGGCUAUCUUUGACGCUGUUCACUUUAAAUUCAAUCUUGUCUGAUACUUUAUGAAAAUACAAAUAUCAAUAAAUGUAAAUUAUAAUGGUUAAA
This is a messenger RNA of Siniperca chuatsi (mandarin fish), 6622 nucleotides long. RefSeq names its product envoplakin a (gene evpla). The record is from RefSeq and is a predicted model, not a curated record. Lineage: Eukaryota; Metazoa; Chordata; Actinopteri; Centrarchiformes; Sinipercidae. The transcript has 22 exons. Gene Ontology annotation, molecular function: structural molecule activity; cadherin binding. Gene Ontology annotation, biological process: intermediate filament cytoskeleton organization; wound healing. Gene Ontology annotation, cellular component: cytoplasm; membrane; intermediate filament. Bases 185 to 6172 code for a protein of 1995 amino acids.